AGCACUGUGCUUCUUGGACAGGGAUGCGGAGGCAGAAGGCAGCAGAAGCUCACCUCGGCCGGGGCUGCCCAGCGUGCGCUCAUGACUAUCACCUACACUAGCCAAGUGGCCAACGCCCGCUUGGGCUCCUUCUCAUGCCUGUUGCUCUGCUGGCGUGGCAGCAUCUACAAGCUGCUCUAUGGCGAGUUCCUCAUCUUCCUGCUCUGCUACUACAGCAUCCGCUUCGUCUACAGGUUGGCCCUCACGGAGGAGCAGCAGCUGUUGUUUGAGAAGCUGGCUUUGUAUUGCGACAGCUACAUUCAACUCAUCCCCAUCUCCUUCGUGCUGGGGUUCUAUGUGACGCUGAUCGUGACCCGCUGGUGGAGCCAGUACGAGAACGUGCCGUGGCCCGACCGCCUCAUGAGCCAGGUGUCGGGCUUCGUGGAGGGCCAGGACGAGCAAGGGCGGCUGCUGCGGCGCACGCUCAUGCGCUACGCCAACCUGGGCAGCGUGCUCAUCCUGCGCAGCGUCAGCGCGGCCGUCUACAAGCGCUUCCCCACCCUCCAGCACCUGGUGCAAGCAGGCUUUAUGACCCCUGGGGAAUAUAAGCAAUUGGAGAAGUUGAGUCUACCACACAACAUGUUCUGGGUGCCCUGGGUGUGGUUUGCCAACCUGUCAGUGAAGGCUUGGAUUGGAGGUCGAAUCCGGGACCCUAUUCUGCUCCAGAGCCUAGUAAAUGAAAUGAGUACUUUGCGUACUCAGUGUGGACAGCUGUAUGCCUAUGACUGGAUCAGUAUUCCCCUGGUGUACACACAGGUGGUGACCGUGGCAGUGUACAGCUUCUUCUUGGCUUGCCUGGUUGGGCGGCAGUUCUUGAACCCAGUGAAGGCCUAUCCAGGCCAUGAGAUGGACCUGGUUGUACCCGUUUUUACAUUUCUGCAGUUCUUCUUCUACAUGGGAUGGUUGAAGGUGGCAGAGCAGCUCAUCAACCCCUUUGGAGAGGAUGAUGAUGAUUUUGAGACCAAUUGGAUCAUCGACAGAAACCUGCAGGUGUCCUUGCUGUCUGUGGACGAGAUGCACCAAGACCUGCCUCCAGUGGAGCGUGACAUGUACUGGAAUGAGGUAGAACCUCAGCCCCCCUACACAGCUGCUUCUGCCCAGUCCCGGCGAACCUCCUUUUGGGGGUCCACCUUCAACAUCAGCCUGCAGAAAGAAGAGAUGGAGUUUCAGCCAAGCCAGGAGGAUGACCCUCACAAUGGCAUCAUUGGCCGCUUCCUAGGGCUGCAGUCCCAUGAUCACCAUCCUCCCAGGACAGACUCAAAGACCAAACUACUGUGGUCCAAGAAGGAAUUCUACCUUGAAGGCCAGCUCAAGAAUGCCAAGCAGAACCCUAGGAACCAGGAAGAGAGCAGUGCCUGGAAGCUUAAGGGGCUGGAUGCCUUCAAGGCUGCUCCACUGUAUGAUAGGCCAGGCUACUACAGCGCCCCACAGACGCCCCUUAGUCACACUCCUAUGGUCUUCCCCCCAGAGCAGGCAGCACCCUCAAGAUCUCACUUAGUCACAGGUUCAGAUAACAAAGACAAAAGCCUGAAGCCUGUGACAUCUGGGGCCAACCACACUUUUGAAUUGCUCCUAGAAGGUGAUGGGGCCUCCACAGAGCACCCAGAAGUAGGUCAUAUGAAGAGGAAAGCUGUGGAGUUUAACCUGGGGGAUAUCCCAGAGAUCCCCAAAGGCCACCUCGGAGAACCACCUUUGGACCAGUUGUCAAACCCUACACACAAUAUGCCCAAAGAACAUGUAGAGCUCCACCUGGCCUUGGAAAACAGGUCUGUCCACCCAAACCGGGGUCACUGCAGUCUCCUGGCUGCUGACCCCACUUUGCUCAGUCUACCCUUUCUCUACAUUUUCCCAAGGUUCCAUUACUGCUAG
Molecule: messenger RNA, 1908 nt
Organism: Jaculus jaculus (lesser Egyptian jerboa)
Lineage: Eukaryota; Metazoa; Chordata; Mammalia; Rodentia; Dipodidae
Gene: Best1
Product: bestrophin 1
Molecular function (GO): chloride channel activity
Source: RefSeq, a predicted model, not a curated record